AUGAGUGCCAUUCACAUUAAGAAAGCACGCCAACAUCCUCAUCUGAAAGUCCUGUUUGCUGUUGGAGGCUGGGAGAACUCCCAGUACUUUUCGUUGCUCACAGCCGAUCAUCCUCGAAGAACAAUUGUGAUUAACAAUAUCAUAGACAUCAUUUCGAAAUACGGAUUCGAUGGGGUCGACUUGGACUGGGAGUAUCCUGUGACAGGAGGAGCUGUUGAGGGCACUCCGGGUGGUGAUGUGCAGUGGCGUGAUUUACACAGCCGCUUCAACAUAUCAAUGGCAAAAUUCCACCAAGGAUCGAAAAGUCCAUAUAUCUGGAUGCCGGGAAACAAGACUUUUGUUGGAUUCGAGAAUCCUGAAAGCCUCCUCCAUAAGAUUGAUUAUAUCACAGAAAAUGAUCUCGGAGGUGUGAUGAUAUGGGCAAUCGAUUUCGACGAUGAUCAGCAAACAAUGCUAAAAGUAGUGAAAGAGGGUGAUCUGUGCCAACGGAAGGCGAAAGAUAAAGGAAUGUCAUACAAAUGUUCUCCAAUAGACGAACAGCGAUGGUGGACUUAUGAUGAUGGCGAGGAUCUCGCCGGUAUGUGCGGAAAGUCGGCACCACUCUACGACGGCUACUAUCCUGUAUGCGAUCCCGACGAUCCUGGUCAUGCAUGUUGUGGAAAAUAUGGUUAUUGCGGAUCUGGACCAGAAUUCUGCAGUUGUCCAGAAUGUGUGGACUAUGCGGCCGAUCCGAUGCUAAUCCUGAAGGAACCUAUCAAGCCAUCUCAAUCAAAAAUCACAUGGUAUACAUCCGACGCUCCGGAUGGGAAGCGCGGAAGAUGUGGUCCACAAAUACCACCAAUUGACGGCACACCAGCAACCUGCAAUCCAGAUGAUGAAAAAGCACACUGUUGCAGCAACGGUGGCUACUGUGGAAAUACUAAGGAGCAUUGUGAAUGUCAUGGCUGCGUGGACUUCUCGAAGACAAGAGACUUCAAGUACAAGCCAGUUGAAUGGUGGACCUAUGCAGAAAACCCGGCAAAUGUUGGCCGAUGUGGUCCUGAUGCAGAACGUCUCCCAUCUGGGAAAAUCGCAAAAUGUGAUCCCACGGGAGAAGCGUACUGUUGCAGCCGAUCUGGUUACUGUGGACGAGGCAGCGACUACUGCGAGUGCCUUGGCUGUGUGGAUUUCAAGAAACAUCCCGAUCAUGAAUAUUGA
Molecule: messenger RNA, 1197 nt
Organism: Cooperia oncophora
Lineage: Eukaryota; Metazoa; Nematoda; Chromadorea; Rhabditida; Trichostrongylidae
Source: the annotation of a GenBank genome assembly